Fukomys damarensis (Damara mole-rat) is the source of this 2388-nucleotide messenger RNA. RefSeq names its product tRNA methyltransferase 2 homolog A (gene Trmt2a). The transcript is spliced from 12 exons. Gene Ontology annotation, molecular function: RNA binding; RNA methyltransferase activity. The record is from RefSeq and is a predicted model, not a curated record. Gene Ontology annotation, biological process: RNA processing. The coding region runs from base 59 to 1921 and encodes 620 amino acids. NCBI's taxonomy places the organism in Eukaryota, Metazoa, Chordata, Mammalia, Rodentia, Bathyergidae.
UCGCGUGUGACAGGUCCAGAACUAAGUGCGAGGCAGCGGCUCGUGGAGAUCCCAUUUGAUGAAUGAGAAGAUGGACAACGAAAACCCAGAGCCCAUGGAGGACUGCAGCCAGGAAAGCUGCAGUGCCCCGGGGAACCCUACAGCCCCAGCAGCCCGGGAAGAGCAGGAGAAAGAAGGGCCUGGGGCAUCUGUAGAACCAGGGCCUCAACCAGGUCUCUACAGCUACAUCAGGGACGACCAGUUCACCUCAGAGAUCUUCAAGCUGGAACUGCAGCACCUACCUCGCCAUGCCAGCUUCAGCGAUGUCCGACGCUUCUUGGGCCGCUUUGGCUUGCAGCCCCACAAAACCAAACUCUUUGGGCAGCCGCCCUGUGCCUUUGUCACAUUCCGAAGCGCUGCUGAGCGGGACAGGGCCCUGCGAGUGUUGCAUGGUGCUCUCUGGAAAGGCCGCCCACUCAGUGUGCGCCUGGCCCGGCCCAAAGCUGAUCCCAUGGCCAGGAGGAGGCAGCAGGAGGGCGAGAGUGAGCCACUUGCAACACAAGUUGCCGACGUGGUGACCCCGCUUUGGACAGUCCCCUAUGCCGAGCAGCUGGUGAGAAAGCGCCUGGAGUGUGAGCAGGUGCUGCAAAGGCUUGCCAAAGAAAUUGGGAGCACCAACCAUGCCCUGCUACCCUGGCUGCUCACACAGAGGAACAAGCACAACAAAGCCUGCUGUCCACUGGAGGGGGUUAGACCAUCACCCCAGCAGACUGAGUAUCGAAAUAAGUGUGAGUUUCUGGUCGGCGUCGGGGUGGAUGGGAAGGACAAUACUGUUGGCUGCCGGCUUGGCAAGUACAAGGGUGGAACAUGUGCUGUGGCGGCCCCCUUUGAUACAGUGCACAUCCCCAAGGCCACCAAGCAGGUGGUGAAAGCCUUCCAGGAGUUUAUCCGGUCUACCCCAUACUCAGCAUAUGAUCCUGAGACCUAUGCAGGUCACUGGAAGCAGCUGACUGUGCGCACCAGCAGCCGAGGCCAGGCCAUGGCCAUUGCCUACUUUCACCCCCAGAAACUGAGCCGUGAGGAGCUGGCAGGGCUGAAGACCUCCCUGGCGCAACACUUUAUGGAGGGACCAGGCAGGGCCAGUGGGGUGACCUGCCUCUACUUUGUGGAGGAGGGACAGCGAAAGACCCCUAGCCAAGAGGGCCUGCCCCUGGAGCAUGUGGCUGGGGACCGGUGCAUCCAAGAAGAUCUGCUUGGGCUGACCUUCCAGAUCUCCCCUCAUGCCUUCUUUCAGGUGAACACACCCGCAGCUGAGGUACUCUACACAGUCAUCCAAGACUGGGCCCGGCUGGACAAGGGAAGUACAGUGUUGGAUGUGUGCUGUGGCACUGGCACCAUUGGCCUGGCCCUGGCCCAGAAGGUGAAGAAAGUCAUUGGGAUUGAACUAAGCCAGGAGGCUGUGGAGGAUGCACGCGUGAAUGCCCAUGCCAAUGAAUUGAACAAUGUUGAAUUCCACUGUGGGAGGGCUGAGGACCUGGUGCCUGCCCUGGUUAGCAGACUGGUUUCUCAACAACUUGUGGCUGUCCUGGACCCACCCCGAGCUGGCCUGCAUUCCAAGGUGAUCUUGGCUGUCCGUAGAGCUGAGAACCUCAAGAGGCUCUUGUAUGUCUCGUGCAACCCCCGGGCAGCCAUGGGCAACUUUGUGGACCUCUGCAGGGCCCCAUCCAACCGGGUGAAGGGCACUCCCUUCCGACCAGUCAAGGCUAUGGCAGUGGACCUGUUCCCACAGACCCCACACUGUGAGAUGCUCAUCCUGUUUGAGAGGGUGGAGUACCCUCCCAAUGGCAUAAGGACCCUGGAACACCAAGACCCUCCAGCCCAGCCUCCACCAGGGCUCCCUAAUGAUACUCCACAGGAAACUAGGGCCUCCCUCUCAUCCUAGACCCUGGGAGAGGCAAAAGCCAGCUCUCCAGACCAGGGCCCAUCAUGGGGCAGAAGUUGGUGGGGUUCCCCACAGCCUCCCUCGUUCCAGGAUGGUUCGGGUAAACAGUCAUAGGAUGUGAGGCCCAGCUGCCCCACUAGGAUCAGACAGUCUGUUGCCAUAGGCUGUGGUUUCUGAAAAUGGGUAGACUCCUGCAGCCUGCCUGACUCCUACCCCAAAUUCUUUCUGGAAUAGCCAGGUUUCGGGAGCCCAAAUAAACAACUGUUGAGCUAAGGGUGUGUCUGUGUUAAAAGUCAGAAUUUAGGCAUUCAGAGGUUCCUCUCUUUCUGCCCUCUGCUGUGGAUGCAAAGGGACAGGGUGAGCAGGACACCUCAACCCUACCUUUGUCGCCUGGAAACCUCUGCCCUUCAUGUAGUCUGGUCCUCAAGCCCCAGCCAACAUCCUUCUGGCCAGGUCUGGGCACAACC